This is a messenger RNA of Abrus precatorius (Indian licorice), 1485 nucleotides long. RefSeq lists its product as uncharacterized. Gene Ontology annotation, molecular function: nucleic acid binding; zinc ion binding. The record is from RefSeq and is a predicted model, not a curated record. The coding region runs from base 1 to 1485 and encodes 494 amino acids. The transcript has a single exon. Lineage: Eukaryota; Viridiplantae; Streptophyta; Magnoliopsida; Fabales; Fabaceae.
AUGGCUAGACCGAGAAGAUCUGCUACAAACCCUCCUUCUCCUGCUGACGUGAACCAAAUGGCUCACGCCAUGGAGGCCAUGGCAGCCACUGUUAGGCAGAGUCUAGAUAUGAUUCAGCAGCAGCAAGCUGCAAACCAAGCCGCUGCUGCAGCACAAGCAGCAGCAGCUACUGCCUCAGCUGCACCUCCUCCUGAAUACCAUGGUUUGUCAGAGUUCAAGAAGAAUGAUCCUCCUCAAUUCACGAGAGUGGAUGGACCAGAUGCUGCUGAACUCUGGAUUAGGGAGAUUGAGAAGAUCUUCCUAACUAUGGGUUGCGCCAAGGAGAGGAAGGUGUUAUAUGCUACUUAUAUGCUGACAGAGGAUGCAGAGAUGUGGUGGCACGGAGCUCGUGCUAUGCUGGAAGCCCGAGGUGAAGUCAUCACUUGGGCUAUAUUUAGAAGUAUUUUUCUGGGAAAGUUUUUCCCUUCCCAUGUUCGUGCUGCCAAAGAGCGGGAGUUUCUAAACUUGGUGCAAGGAAACUCAUCAGUCUAUGAGUAUGCAAUACAGUUUGAGCGGCUUUACAGAUUUUAUUCUCACCCGACCUCGGAGGAGUGGAGAUGUCAGAGGUUUUCAGACGGGCUGAGAACUGACAUAAAGAGGAUUUUGAUCCCACUUAGGAUCACGGAAUUUGCUGACUUGGUGGAUCAAGCCACCAUUAUAGAGAGUCUUAAUGCAGAGGAUGUUGGUGGAGUUGGGAAGGCUCCAUCUAGUAGAGCUGCUAGUAGCUAUGGUAAUGGAAGUAAGGGUGCUAAGAAGGGCCCCUACAGUCGGUCGCUACGCCAACAGCAAUCUCGACCAUCUCAGUCGAGAGGAUUGGCAGCAUCAGCCCCGGUGCCAAUAGGGACUGCUACUUCUACAUUUCAGCCUAGGGGAGCAACUUCUUCCAUCCCUAGAGCCUCAGUGCCGCAGAUUGUUAGAUGUUUCAUAUGUGGUGGGCCACACUACCUGAGCCAGUGCCCACAGACUGAUGUCAGAGUUUGCUUCUCAUGCCUGCAGCCAGGGCAUCUUGCUAGGGACUGUCCUACGCCUAGUGGGGCAGUUUCGUCUUCUGCUAGCGCCUUGCACGCUAUGAGACCUAAAGCGACUAGAGCUCCGACGAGAAUUAGAUCGAGAGCAGAGGGACGUGUAUUCACUACUUCUGCAUCAGAGGCAACCCAGGCGACAAAUCUCGUUCAGGGGACAGCAGUAGUGGCAGGUACUUCUCUUUCUGUAUUGUUUGAUUUUGGAGCCACGCACUCUUUUAUUGCGGACAUUUGUGUGAGAACCUUAGGGUUACCAGUGAGCGAUCUAGGAUGUGAAUUGGUAGUAUCGACACCUACUUUAAGUUCGAUUAAGACUUCAAUGGUUUGUGUUAGGUGUCCGAUAGUAAUUGAGGGACAAAAGUACAAAGUAAACCUUAUUUGUAUCCCAAUGUCAGGGUUAGAUGUAAUCCUGGGUAUGGAUUGA